This is a messenger RNA of Ochotona curzoniae (black-lipped pika), 783 nucleotides long. RefSeq names its product nuclear receptor subfamily 0 group B member 2 (gene NR0B2). Lineage: Eukaryota; Metazoa; Chordata; Mammalia; Lagomorpha; Ochotonidae. Gene Ontology annotation, cellular component: cytoplasm; nucleus. Gene Ontology annotation, biological process: circadian rhythm; negative regulation of transcription by RNA polymerase II. The transcript is spliced from 2 exons. The record is from RefSeq and is a predicted model, not a curated record. The coding region runs from base 1 to 783 and encodes 260 amino acids. Gene Ontology annotation, molecular function: transcription factor binding; transcription corepressor activity.
AUGAGCUCCAGCCAACCAGGGGCAUGCCCGUGCCAGACUGCUGCAGGGCGUCCGGCCAUCCUGUAUGCAUUGCUGAGCCCCGGCUUCAGGGCCAGACCCUCUGUCCCUCCAUCCCGCAGCCACUGCCUGUGCAGGGAACAUCGGCCUGUCCGGCUCCGCACCCCUCAUCGCACCUGCCAGCAGGCCCUGGACAUUCUGGCUAAGAUGGUGGCCUUCCUUCGGAAUCUGCCAUCCUUCUGCCAACUGCCCCCUGAGGAUCAGCGACGGCUGCUGCGGAGUUCCUGGGGCCCUCUCUUCCUGCUGGGUUUGGCCCAAGACACAGUGACCUUUGAGGUGAUUGAAGCCCCAGUGCCCAGCAUACUCAAGAAGAUCCUGCUGGAGGAGCCCACCUGCGGGACAGGCAGAGGGCAGCUCCCGGACCGGCCCCAGCCUUCACUGGCUGCGGUGCAGUGGCUACAGUGCUGUCUGGAGUCCUUCUGCAACCUGGAGCUGGGCCCCAAGGAAUACGCCUAUCUGAAGGGGACCAUCCUCUUCAACCCUGGCGUGCCAGGCCUCCAAACCUCCUCCCACAUUGGGCGCUUGCAGCAGGAGGCCCACUGGGCGCUAUGUGAAGUCCUGGAACCCUGGAGCGCGCCAGGCCAAGGCCGCCUGGCCCAAGUCCUCCUCACAGCCUCCACCCUCAAGUCCAUCCCGCCCGGGCUGCUCGGGGACCUCUUCUUCCGCCCCAUCAUUGGAGACACUGACAUCGCUGGGCUCCUGGAGGACAUGCUUUUGCUGAGGUGA